Eimeria mitis is the source of this 1170-nucleotide messenger RNA. RefSeq lists its product as uncharacterized. NCBI's taxonomy places the organism in Eukaryota, Apicomplexa, Conoidasida, Eucoccidiorida, Eimeriidae. The transcript is spliced from 7 exons. The coding region runs from base 1 to 1170 and encodes 389 amino acids. The record is from RefSeq and is a predicted model, not a curated record.
AUGCCAAUGGACCAGGCAACAGGCUGGGGUGCGUAUCAGCAAUUCGCCGGCCAUCCGGUGCCGCAGAUAUCUCCUUAUGCCGCUUUCCCUCCCCAAGUAGUCCCAAAUAUCCCUUACUCAAUGAUGUACGGAUCCACAGUCGGACGAUGCGACGAACAGCAGGGUUACGCCCCACAACAGGGAACUUUCGACGGGGCUACUUGGCCUGGCUACCCUGUUCAGCCGGAUGCCCGUGAUACCCGUGGCCGGCGAUCUAGAGACGCACAUGUCCACUCCUCUAACAUUGCAACUCCUCCAGAGACCCCCGCGCUAAAGGAACCGAGGUCCCGCAGAAGAGGAAUUUCUCUGGAUGAUUCCGAGGGCUCACGAUCGCGGGGCUACGCGGUAGCUCGCGGCGACGAGGAAGUGGGGAAGAGCAAAUGGACGCCCGUUGAACGACACCUUAACAACAUAAGGGGAGGCUACGGCGAAGCCUACCGACCCCCUGAAGAGGAAGAGAGACCCCCCAGGAAACCUUCUGCUCGGGCAAGGCGCAAGAACUCGAGCGUUAGAGAUGACGUGUAUUCGGGCUUUCGCCCUUACUACUUGCGGGAUAAGAAGCCGUUCGUCGAGGAAGACAUCCCCCGGCGAACCUACCAGAGUCUCUCGGAGCUUGCGAGCUGCUUCGCUAACCUAGAAGCGGAGGACCAAGACGACGUCAUCAGUCUGCUUUUACUUUGCAGAAAGCUGGAGCAGGAAGUGGAGAAACAGCAUGUCGUCAUAGACAUGCUAGAGCACGAGUUAUCAGAGGCACAGAAAGUGCUGAAAUUUCCGCCCGAGUGGAGAACACUGGAAGGUCUUGACCUUGCGGGAAUGGUUCCUUCAGAUGCGCCUUUCCAAGCAACUGCGGCAACGCCCCUCUACAUAAAGAGCGCGAAGGUGCUGCCGACAAAUGUACCGGAUGAACAUGUCGUCAAUUUCGGGGGAGGGGUCCCUCCUGCAAAAGACAGCAAAGUGGGCUCCGCUGCUCCCCCUUCACCAGCCAAGACCGCCGCAGCACCGACUGUCGCAGGGGCUGCUGGCCCCAAGCCCGCCGGCGGCACUGCAGAGUCGCUGAAGAAGCCCCCAACCCCUUUCAAGCCUAAGCCUGCGGCGAUGGGGUUCAAGAAACCCGUGUUUAAGAAAGCGUAG